UUUGUAUUUGUCAUUUUCUAGCCGCAGCUUGUUUAUCUAUCUAUCUAUCUGAGUCCUCUUGACAUGAAGUCACGUGAAUGCCUUUCAGCCUUCAGGACCCUCUCGAUCUCUCUCUCCUCUUCUGGUUCUUGCCCUGAAUAUCUCAGGUCCUUUUGAUCAGCCUUUAGCCUAUCUCAUAUUGUCCUCCUUUGCUGGACACUCGACACACAACACCCUCCCCUCUGUCCCUCUCUAUAUCUCUCUCCUUUCUUUCUCCAGAUCUCUCUCCCUCCUAUAUGAUGACUCCAGUCUAUCUGAACCCACAAUCCUCUCCUUUCUUCCAUGUCGAGCAAGCAAACGAUCAGGAUCAACGCCUGAAACUUUUUAUAUCAUCGUCAUAUCAUAAUCAAGCUGCAGCUUCAUCAUGUUCUUCUCUGAUCUCAUCAUUUCCUACUUUCCUUGAUUCCUUUGAAGAUCAAAGAGCUGGGAGUUCUACUACUACUACUCAUGGUCAUGGUCAAGAUCACUCACUUCAAUAUCAUCACAAGACUGAUAAUCACACGUGGGAUUGUGGAACAAGUACUCAUGAUCAAGCAUCCUCGCCAUCUUCUUUAGUUCAGCCUCAUGUGGUGGACGUUAUAAGCACCAAGGACCUUAGAUUAAUGUCAGCAUAUGCUGAUCAUGAAAGGGAGAUCAAUGGUAGAGGAGGAGAGGUGGGUAAAAGUAAUAAUAAUAUUAGGCCAAGGGCAGUAAAAUGGAUGUCCUCCAAGAUGAGGUUGAUGCAAAAGAUGACCAACCCGGAUCUCGCGCUGGCCGGUACCACUAAAAAUUAUGUACUUGCAGCUGCUGAGAUUACUGAGCAUAAAUUCCAAGUUGUACAGUAUCAAGAAAACAGUGAUGAAACCAGCUUUUCCAGAAAUAGCAACAAUACUACUCCAGAUGUUAGGGUUUGUUCUGAUUGUAACACCAGCACAACCCCACUUUGGAGAAGCGGCCCUCGCGGUCCCAAGUCACUAUGCAAUGCAUGUGGAAUCCGACAGAGGAAAGCUAGAAGAGCCAUGGCAGAGGCUGCGGCUGCUGCUGCAAAUGGGUUUGUAGUCGGCGCCACUGACACUUCAUCUGCCAAGGGUAAGGUGGCCAACAAGGAGAAGAAACCGCGCGGAAGCCAUAGUACUAAUGUUACACGAUGCAAGAACAAGAGCAAGCUCAUUGUCACCGACAAUGCAUCAGUAUCUCCCAACAACAAAAUUAAUAGUAAUAAUAAUAAGAUUUGUUUCAAAGGUUUGGGUUUUCAACGAGUGUUUCCUCAGGAUGUUGCUGAAGCUGCAAUCCUCCUAAUGGAGCUGUCUUGUGGCCUAAUCAAUCACUCUUAAUUUUCAUAUUCUAUUACAUUUUUGUUCUCCCUCAUCUUUUAAUAUCGAGGAUUUUGUUUUGUUUUCGUUCCUUUUCUGUGGUUUUGCUAGAGUGUAGGUUGGAGUAAUAAAACCAAAGAGUUACUUGAAGAACAUUAAUUUGC
Molecule: messenger RNA, 1495 nt
Organism: Malus domestica (apple)
Lineage: Eukaryota; Viridiplantae; Streptophyta; Magnoliopsida; Rosales; Rosaceae
Product: putative GATA transcription factor 22
Biological process (GO): regulation of DNA-templated transcription
Molecular function (GO): sequence-specific DNA binding; zinc ion binding
Source: RefSeq, a predicted model, not a curated record